ACUUCAACUUUUUACUAGCACCAGUGAACUACAGCUCUAUUGGAAGAGCAAGCCUUCUGAUUACAAAUCUAUUGAAGAAGUAACCCUUCUAAUUAAUAGACAGUUUUGGUGUAACAAAUAAUAUUCGAGUUAAAAGUCUUUGGAAGCUUCCUUAAAAAGGUUAAGCUAUAUUUAAUACCCAAGUGCAUAUCUUACUUCAGCGCUCCUACUUUCUUGUUGCUUUUUUCUGGAAUUAAACGUCGGCAAAAAUGGUUGUUAUGUCGAGGAAGAUGAAGUUGUUCCAGAUAUGCUUUAGUGAGCCGGACAAAACUUACAGCAGUGGCGAUAAGGUGUGUGGCCGCGUGCUGUUGGAGGUGGUCGAGGUGAUGCGUGUGCAGGUUGUCCGGAUGCAGGCGUGUGGUGUUGCUUCGGUGCAGUGGAGCAAGGAAUGCAAGCAACAAGUGGAGUACCUGCGGUACGACGAUGUAUUGCACUUAGAAGAUAACUCGACAGAUGUUGAUGGGUCAAUCAUUUUGAGGCCGGGCAACAAGUAUGAGUUUAAGUUUGGAUUCGAGCUGCCCCAAGGACCUCUAGGUACUUCAUUCAGAGGAAAGUUUGGCACUGUGGAGUAUUGGGUCAAGGCCUUGGUGGAGCGACCAAACCACCCACCCCAUGAGACAUUGCAGAAUUUUGAGGUUCUGGAGCCAGUUGACAUCAGCACUCCAGACUUGAUGGUUCCUGUAUCCGCUACCAAAGAAGAAAAGGUGUCCUGCAUGUUCAUUCCAGAUGGCCAAGUAUCCGUCUUUGCCAAGAUUGACCGACAGGGUUUUUGUGAAGGAGAAGAGAUCUGCAUAAAUGCCAACUUUGAGAAUACCAGUUCUCGCAUUGUGAUGCCCAAAGCAGCCAUUAUUGCCAAGCAUACCUACCUGGCAAAUGGGCAGACUCGAGUUUACAAACAGAAGAUCUCCAGAGUUCGAGGUGACCACAUUGUCUCAGGCAUGUCUGACUGCUGGCGGGGAAAGAGCAUUCGUGUUCCAAAGAUCAAGCCAUCUAUUUUGGGCUGUCACAUCCUUCGGGUUGAAUACUAUCUUAUGAUUUAUGUCCAUGUGCCUGGCACAAAAAAGGUUAUCCUGGAAUUGCCAUUGGUGAUUGGCACCUCCUCCUCUGGUCACAGCAGCCGUAUAUCCAGUGUUGCAUCUGCUGGCAGUGUAGCAAGCUCUGAAAUGAGUUGGGUGUCUCUCAACAUCCCCGACAAUCCUGAAGCACCUCCAUGCUACAUGGACAUCAUUCCAGAGGACUACCAACUGGAGAGCCCCACCUCACCCCUACUUGAUGACUUGGACAGUUCUUAUGAUGGACCCAUCUUCAUGUAUACCCCUGAAUUCAAGUACAUGCCACCACCCACAUACACAGAGAUUGAUCCUUCUGUGAACCAGAACGAGGUCACCAAGUGAAGAGUUUCACACACAUCAUUCUUAAAUCUGGACAAGAGUUCUACAGUGUUUUGCACAAAUGAGCAGAAAAGACGGUCUUUGGUUAAGACGUGUCCUGCGACUGGAGAAGAUGUCAGGUGACACCAUUUUCUGCAGGGUUGGUUAACCCUGGCGGGAAUAGCAAAGGAGCUUUUGGUUCCAUCUUCUGCCCUUUCUACGAUUGAUUUUGAACAUUUCAUAAUUUAAAAAAAUUGCAGAAGAAAAGGUGCCUUGACUUGUUCCACUACACUCCUAAGAGUUAGAUACUGUAUUAAGUCUUUUGACACAAGUUGCUUUUCAUCCACCUAGCAGUUGAUGCUCUUAAUACCUGCUUAGGGUUCGGGAUCCUACUGGGGCCCUUUAGUGAGCACUUGAUCUCAGGGUUUCCUAUUGCUGUGUCAGUAUAAAGCAAAACACUUGUUCAUGUGAGUGACUUGUGCUUCCAUUUCAUGGCAAGUAGUCAAAGCAGUCAUUACAUGCUUUUAUUCAGUGGCUUUUCAUCCUGUUUAUGAAAGUCGUAUGUGAGUGAAACCUCUCCUUAAGGACAUUUUUUGCAACAUUUUUAUUGUUUGGUGUUUUGUAAGGGAGGUUGUUUAGAGGUGUUAAUAAUGAGCCCAUGCAGCAUUAUUUUCCGUCAGUGGCAUCUUGCUGCUUCCUUGAUUUUUUUCUCUCUUGGUUUCUAGUGUAGGCCUGAAGACUACUAAAAUGAGAGCAUGCAUGUUCACAUGCCUGUGUUUUGUAGCAUUCCAUGUUGUAUGAAGAAGGGCAUUUUUUUCUGCUGAGCAGAACUAUUUGGGAGGAAAUCCUAUAAUAUGGGCAGCCGUUGUAACAAAACUAGAAUGGCACUAACCUGGGAGAUGGGAUCAUUUGGAGGACCCCUUUUUCAUAUGUCACGCCAUAGCAGUAUACGGUGGUUAAGGUGGUUAAAGACCUCAAGAGUGGAAAUUCAGUUUUUCAUAUUUGUUUUUCCACAUUUUAUUUAGCAUUAACAAGCAUUUGAGGUAUCCUGUGUUAUUUGUCUAAGCUGUGUUAAAAUGCUCCUUGAAUGUCAGUAUUUUUUUAUAGCACUUUUGUUAACUGUGACUGCCGUUUUAUUUAAUGAUUUUGUUGUGAGAUUUUGAAGCACUUGUACAAGAAUAGAAAAUUGGAGAGAAUCUGUUCACUGCUGCCUAUCUGCUUGUGCUUCCUUUGUGUUACCUUUGAGUCUUCCAUUCUGUUGAAAAUGUAUGUAUGGUUUGAGCAAACUGAAAAAGCCCAUCAGUAUAGAAAUGCUAAGCAGUGUCAGUGCAUCAGAUUGCUUGGUUUGUUAAAUUUUGAAUGCUUAAAAUUAAAUGUACAUAGUGUUGCAGUUGAUUAGUUCAUUCUGAUUAAACAUGUUUUCCAUGAAACCUUUAUAAGACGAAAGAAAAACAAUGAAUGGACAAUUUUGAGACUUCAGACAUGUGAUUUUGUGACAAAUACAUUGAAAUGGGCAACCUGAUCAAUGAAGCACAUUCAGUCUGGUGUGUCCUGUGCCGCUAAAGAUGGGAAAAAAGCACUACAUAACCAAAGCUCUUGCAAAUCGAGGUGCCGGAUUGCGUGUAUAUAGUCGCACAAAAGUGGAGUUGGAAGAAGAGGCUCGCACUUCAUUCACCAUCUUCAUUUUUUGUAUUCUUGUGUAGGAUGUUCCACUCCUAGCAAGGCAAUUUGUUGCAGUUAAUAUAUUUUUGAUAGUCUCAAACUUCGCAAAUCUGUGACCUUUCUGAACAAUGCCUCAAAUGUACUGAAUUUUUGUAUUUUUUGUAUUUGUAUGCCUUUAAGGUUGUACUGUUACAAGUUUUAAAACCCUAUGGGUUAAUUUUUAUAUAAAUAAAGUGUAUUUUUUUAAACUUGUA
Molecule: messenger RNA, 3325 nt
Organism: Protopterus annectens (West African lungfish)
Lineage: Eukaryota; Metazoa; Chordata; Ceratodontiformes; Protopteridae
Gene: TXNIP
Product: thioredoxin interacting protein
Exons: 8
Coding region: 249-1433 (394 amino acids)
Biological process (GO): protein transport
Cellular component (GO): cytoplasm
Molecular function (GO): ubiquitin protein ligase binding
Source: RefSeq, a predicted model, not a curated record